CGGGCAAUAUUAAACCGGUACCGCUGGAUUCUGGCCAUUAGUUUUACGUCUGUUUGUUUCCAAUCUAUUCACUAAAGCUCAACAGUACGCUGUAUUUGUGUAUAAUGUUAGCAAAGGUUCUGUCAUUAGCAUGUAGUACCUAUGCAUCUACCACUAAAGCAGCUGACAGUGAAAGAAGUUUAGUCGCAAUGUAAUCACGUAAUAAAAAGUGCGAAAAUAUUCGAGAUCAGUGCUUUAGUUUUAUGCGAUAAAAUGUAGUUUUACAUUCUAAAUAUUAAAAUUUGCUCGAAUCGAUACGAAAAUGAUCCAAACUCGCGCAGCAUUUCCUAUAAUCAUAGGAUUAUCAGUACUCAGUGUUGGUGCCGCCUGCGUCUACGCCUUCUUGAAAAAGAAAAGUGAACAAUCAGAUAGCGCAUCUGAUGAAGAUGGGUUUUCUAAAAUUUCGAAGCUAGUCCGAAUGAUAAGUAAAGACGAAUCGACAGUGAUCGAGCUAACGUUAUCCAAACAUAUUGUUCCGCUCGUAACUGGACGGAAAAACUGCACUAUUUUGCAUAUUCAAAACUGCACUAAUACGGAGAUAAGUUUUUAUAAAAAGGAUGAACUUUAUCAGAUUUGUAAAAUUCGCGGAACCGAGUCCGGGGUACGAGAGGCCGAACAAUUAAUUUUAAAGGAAGCUUCUCGACAGAUGAUACUUACAGAGGAGGUAGUCGUCCCGCAAACAGCAUGUGGGAAAAUUUUAGGACGAUGUGGAGACGCUCUACAGGAAAUUUGUCGUAAGUCAAUGGCCAAAGUUUGGAUCGAGGGUUCCCGAACACCAGGUGAAAAUCGCCGUGUUAUGAUAACCGGAACACAGAGUCAAAUCGUCACAGCAAAAUCUCUGAUAGAACAGAAAGUGAAAGAUGAUACCGAUUUUCGAAAGAGCCAGGAACAUUUGGAUAUCCGACGAGAACCUCGCAUUCGAACUCCCCCAAGUAGCCUCACAGCAACACCAGUUCCGCGAGAAGUUCUACCACCGACUGUUGAGAGACUUAAAACGACCAGUUCUUCUGGACAAUUAGAAGUAUUCGUAUCCGCAGUAGUUUCUCCCAGCCGUUUCUACUUGCAGUUAGUAGGGCCACAGUCUGCUGAACUUGACAUACUAGUAGAAACAAUGACUGAAUAUUACAACCAGCAAGAGAACCGUGAGUUGCACAUGAUUCGUAAACCGUACCUCGGUCAAAUUGUUGCUGCGGCUUUCAAUGCCGAUAGUAAAUGGUACCGCGCCGAAAUUGUCGCUAUCUUACCGAAUGAAUAUAAGCCUAACGAAGUUGUACUGGAUUUAUAUUUCGUUGAUUAUGGAGAUAAUCAAUAUAUUCAACCAUCAGAAGUUUACGAACUUCGACCCGAUUUCCUUGCACUGCGUUUUCAAGCAAUUGAAUGUUUUUUGGCCCACGUCGAAGCGAACAAUCCAGUGACCUCACUUACUGGUCAAGAAGAAUGGGAGCCAGCAGCCGUCAGCCGAUUCGAGGAGCUGACCCAUGUUGCCCAGUGGAAAAAACUGCUUUCGCGCAUAGCCACUUAUCAAAAUAAAGGUCACCGCGGCAGCCGCGAAGGUCGCGAGGGUUCACCAAUACCUGGUGUUGAAUUGUACGAUACCAUCGAUGGUAUGGACGUCAACAUUGCAUUGGAACUAAUUAGCGAAGGCUACGCUAAAACCUCAAAGAAGUUUGGUGAUUUGAACCAAAGUAAUGUUUUACGGCUUGAUGGAGGUUCUCGAACGACCAGCAUUGAGAGACUUAAUGACGUUUCGUCCGCUUCCACUACGAGCUCUAUUUCAUCAAUUAUUUCAACUAUUAACACUAGCAAAAAAACAUUACUGGAAAGUGCCAACAGAGAACCUAGUUCAGUCGCAAUGUUUGAAACUAAUGUGCCAGACUUCUCUGCUAUUAAUGUCAUAGAGUUAAAAAAGGACGUUAAUAGUAUUGAUCACGGGCAAGAAGUUUGUAAUGAUGCUAAUAGAAAUAAUGCUGCAGAGAAUAACACUGUAGAUACAGCAAAUAUUAGUCAAGCACACGAAAAUGUAAAUGGAAUCAGUAACGAUAGCGCUAAGAGUGAAAUCAAUCAAACCAAGAAUGGGUUACAUACUCCUGAUUGGAAUGAACUUUAUGAAGAAAACGCCAAAUGUUAAAUCGUUUUGAAGACACAUGUCUUCAACAUGACUAGAAAUAUGUUUAUUAACCUAUAGCGAAUUCGUUUAUCCUAACUAGUUUACAGCUAUAUAAACGAAUUAUGCUCGGUUGUUAGUUUUGCACAGUACUUUAUGCAAAACUAAACCUCAAGGUUAUAUACAAAUUCGCUAUAGUUUUUCGUUCCUCGUUAAAAGUUGGAUGAACGAGUUUGGCUUAUUUGUACUUCUUAGAAUACUGGCGAUUAGCUCAAAAACAAAUUCGUUAUUUAGGUAUGUUAAAGCGAUGACAACAUAUCAAGACUGGACAUUCGUCAUUUGACAGCGCCCGCUGUGUUUAUUAGUAUGGUUCAUAAAGACACGAGCGGCAUAUUCUACAUGUUGGAAAAUAAUUUGCAUUAAUAAUAUUCUUUAAUUGCACAUCUGCAACUAUUUUCAUUCAUCACUUACACCACUACAGUUUCGCCAUCAUAGGCAAACGUCAGUGGAAAACAUAUUAACGCUGUUCAAAAAGUUUAAAUAUUUUAGACGUUUUUUAAGUUCCAUUUUAAACUACAUAUAUGUUAUAUUUCUAUACUACUAUGCUAUUCAAACCUUGAUUUCGGCAUUAACUGACUAUUUUGGCAUAUUGUUUCUUACAUUGCGAAUUAAAAAAUUUUACGAAAAAAGGCCGUUUCGCUAUUCAAUUCAAAUAUGAUUGAGUGAUCAGUCUUGAGAUAUAUAGUUCUCGUUAUAGUCUAUUAAAAAUUUAUUUGUUCCUAAAUGAUUUACAUAUUCGCGAUGUUUAUCUCGCGAACGUCAUGUAGUAGGUCAAAAACAUGUAUUACACAACAAUGAUUAAAUUUUAAGUAAGCUAUUUUUUACCAUCACAUCUAUGUAUUUUCACAAUACUCAAGUCUUCCCUGCACCUUCGACAUGUCUACUGUAAAAAGCCAUAAUAGUGUUGCCCUUCAAGAUCCUUUGUAUAUAUGUAUUAUAUUUACUUUUUGAUACAUUUCAAGAAAAUAUAUACCUAAAGAUUGCCGUUCAAAGCAAAGAAAAGAAUUUGAAAAUUGUUCUUAGUUAUAUAGCUUUCUAUAAUGUAGGAGUAAACGUUGGAACAAUGUUUGUAAAAUUAAAUAGUCGGAAAACCAAACGAUGUCAUGGUGUCUAGUAUCACAUGAUGCUGUUAUCAAAGGUGCCACUUCUGAACAA
Messenger RNA from Sabethes cyaneus, 3358 nucleotides. RefSeq names its product tudor and KH domain-containing protein homolog. The record is from RefSeq and is a predicted model, not a curated record. The coding region runs from base 302 to 2167 and encodes 621 amino acids. Gene Ontology annotation, biological process: spermatogenesis. Lineage: Eukaryota; Metazoa; Arthropoda; Insecta; Diptera; Culicidae. The transcript is spliced from 4 exons. Gene Ontology annotation, molecular function: RNA binding.